Messenger RNA from Leptonychotes weddellii (Weddell seal), 1750 nucleotides. The record is from RefSeq and is a predicted model, not a curated record. Lineage: Eukaryota; Metazoa; Chordata; Mammalia; Carnivora; Phocidae.
CGGUACGCGGUGGCGGUGGGGACCAGGCGUCGCGGGGCGCAGCAUGCGGAGCUGGUGGCCGCCGCGCUGCGGGCGCUGGGGAUGUCGACCUACAAGCGGGCCACGCUGGACGAGGAGGACCUGGUGGACUCGCUGUCUGAGGGUGAAGUGUACCCAAACGGCCUGCAGGUGAACUUCCGCAGCCCCCGGCGUGGCCAGAGGUGCUGGGCUGCGCGGACCCAGGUGGAGAAGCGGCUGGUGGUGCUGGUGGCAUUUCUGGCAGCAGGACUAGUGGCCUGCUUGGCAGCGCUGGGCGUUCAAUACCGGACAAGAACCCCCACGGUGUGCCUAAGUGAGGCCUGCAUCUCAGUGACCAGCUCCAUCUUGAGUUCCAUGGACCCCACGGUGGACCCCUGCCAGGACUUCUUCACCUACGCCUGUGGUGGCUGGAUCAAAGCCAACCCCGUGCCUGAUGGCCACUCACGCUGGGGGACCUUCAGCAACCUCUGGGAACACAACCAAGCCAUCAUCAAGCACCUCCUUGGUAAGCACCCCGCAGGGAGCCCCGUGAAUGAGCCGCAGAGGAGAGCAGCCAGCUGGACCCACCUGCUCAGGUCUGGUGAAAGGAAUCGCUUGACAGAAUGGGAAAACCAGAGGCUUUGGACUGUGGCCUGGUUUUGCCCGGCAUGGACGCUAGGGGGCUGGAACAUCACCGGGCCCUGGGACAAAGACAACUUCCAGGACACUCUGCAGGUGGUCACCUCUCACUACCGCACCUCCCCCUUCUUCUCUGUCUAUGUCAGUGCCGACUCCAAGAAUUCCAACAGCAACGUGAUCCAGGUGGACCAGUCCGGCCUGGGCUUACCCUCAAGGGACUAUUACCUGAACAAAACUGAAAAUGAGAAGGUGCUGACGGGAUACCUGAACUACAUGGUCCAGCUGGGCAAGCUGCUCGGUGGAGGGGAUGAGGACGCCAUCCGGCCCCAGAUGCAACAGAUCCUGGACUUUGAGACGGCGCUGGCCAACAUCACCAUCCCCCAAGAGAAGCGCCGGGACGAGGAGCUCAUCUACCACAAAGUGACCGCUGCCGAACUGCAGGCCUUGGCGCCCGCCAUCAGCUGGCUGCCCUUUCUCAACACCAUCUUCUACCCCGUGGAGAUCAAUGAGUCCGAGCCCAUUGUUGUCUACGACAAGGAGUACCUGGGGCAGGUGUCCACCCUCAUCAACAACACGGACAAAUGCCUGCUAAACAACUACAUGAUCUGGAACCUGGUACGGAAGACAAGUUCCUUCCUUGAUCAGCGCUUUCAGGAUGCCGACGAGAAGUUCAUGGAAGUCAUGUAUGGGACCAAGAAGACCUGUCUUCCUCGGUGGAAGUUCUGCGUGAGCGACACAGAGAACAACUUGGGCUUUGCCCUGGGCCCCAUGUUUGUCAAAGCGACCUUUGCCGAGGACAGCAAGAGCAUAGCCAGCGAGAUAAUACUAGAGAUUAAGAAGGCGUUUGAGGAAAGCCUGAGCACCCUGAAGUGGAUGGAUGAAGACACUCGGAGAUCAGCCAAGGAAAAGGCAGACGCAAUCUACAACAUGAUAGGCUACCCCAACUUUAUCAUGGACCCCAAGGAGCUCGACAAAGUGUUCAAUGACUACACCGCAGUCCCGGACCUCUACUUUGAGAACGCCAUGAGGUUUUUUAACUUCUCCUGGAGGGUCACUGCCGACCAGCUGAGGAAAGCUCCCAACAGAGACCAGUGAGUCCCCGGGGCCUUGCUGG